Loxodonta africana (African savanna elephant) is the source of this 3910-nucleotide messenger RNA. RefSeq names its product thromboxane A synthase 1 (gene TBXAS1). The transcript has 13 exons. Bases 143 to 1744 code for a protein of 533 amino acids. The record is from RefSeq and is a predicted model, not a curated record. Gene Ontology annotation, molecular function: iron ion binding; oxidoreductase activity, acting on paired donors, with incorporation or reduction of molecular oxygen; monooxygenase activity. NCBI's taxonomy places the organism in Eukaryota, Metazoa, Chordata, Mammalia, Proboscidea, Elephantidae.
UUGCUCUGAGAAAGGGCUUGUUUUUGGAACCCACUUGGUGUGAUGUUAUCUUGGUUGCCUGCUUCUUCCUCCAUCUGCAGCUCGAGGUUCCUCUAAGGCCUCACUUUCCCUGGAGCACCCCACUGUCUGGUCUGGGGGACUGAUGGAAACCUCGGGGUUUCUGCAAUGGGCACAGAGCAGCCCCAUGGUGACCGUGGCCCUUGCACUGGUUCUCGUGGCCCUUCUCAAAUGGUACUCCACGUCAGCAUUUUCACGGCUGGAGAAGUUGGGCAUCAGACAUCCCAAGCCUUCCCCUUUUAUUGGAAACUUAACGUUUUUCCGCCAGGGUUUCUGGGAAAGCCAGCUGGAGCUCAGAAGGCGAUACGGACCUCUGUGUGGGUACUAUCUUGGUCGUCGGAUGUUCAUAGUUAUUUCUGAACCGGACAUGAUCAGGCAGGUGUUGGCUGAGAACUUCAGUAACUUCAGCAACAGAGCGGCAUCGGGCUUGGAGUCCAAGGCGGUAGCUGACAGUGUCCUGUUUCUACGCAACACGAGGUGGGAAGAAGUCAGAGGUGUUUUGACUCCUGCAUUCAGCCCUGAGAAGCUGAAUGAGGUGACUCCCCUAAUCAACCAAGCCUGUGACCUUCUCCUGACUCAUUUACAACCCUACGCAGACUCUGGGGCUGCUUUCAACAUCCAGAGGUGCUACUGCUGCUAUACCACAGACCUGGUGGCCAGCGUCGCCUUCGGCACCCAGUUAGACUCCCAGGAGACGCCCGAGCACCCCUUUGUGACACACUGCAGGCGCUUCUUUGAAUUCUCCAUCCCCAGACCCAUCCUGGCUUUGAUCUUGUCGUUUCCAUCCAUAAUGAUCCCACUGGCCCGGAUUCUGCCCAAUAAGAACCGAGAUGAGCUGAAUGGCUUCUUUAACAAACUCAUCAGGAAUGUGGCUACCUCGAGGGACCAGCAAGCUGCAAACAAGAGGCGGAAAGACUUUUUCCAAAUGAUCCUGGACGCCCGCCACUCUGUGAGCUCGGUGGGUGUGGACAGCUUUGACAUUGUCAGACAGGUCUUCUCCUCAGCCGGUUGCCCAGAGCCUCCUCCCCGGCCACACGCGCCUCGAGUGCUGUCGAAGCCCCUGACCAUGGAUGAGAUAGUGGGCCAGGCCUUCAUCUUCCUCAUCGCUGGCUACGAGAUCGUCACCAACACGCUCUCUUUUGCCACCUACCUCCUGGCUAUCCACCCUGACUGCCAGGAGAAGCUUCUGAGAGAGGUGGACCGUUUCUACGAGAAGCACCCCGCCCUCCAGUACUGCAGCCUCCAAGAAGGCCUGCCCUAUCUGGACAUGGUGAUCGCAGAGACCUUGAGGUUGUACCCACCGGCUUUCAGGUUCACGCGGGAGUCGGCGAAGGACUGCAAGCUCCUGGGGCAGCACAUCCCUGCAGGUGCUGUGGUGGAGAUGGCCGUGGGCGCCCUGCACCAUGACCCCGAGCACUGGCCGCAGCCCGAGGCCUUCGACCCUGAGAGGUUCACGGCUGAGGCCCAGCGACGGCGGCGGCCCUUCACUUACCUGCCCUUUGGAGCGGGCCCGCGGAGCUGCCUUGGGGUGCGCCUCGGCCUGCUGGAGGUCAAGCUGACGCUACUCCAAGUGCUGCACAAGUUCCGGUUCCAGGCCUGCGCUGAGACCCAGGUACCACUGCAGCUAGAAUCCAAAUCUGCCCUAGCUCCAAAAAACGGUGUCUACAUCAAGAUUGUGCCCCGCUGACUGGGAAGGCCUCCCUCAGGGGUGGCUCCUGGGGAUGGUGCUUCCAGACCUGCAAGUCAGCCUUGGAGGGUGCCCCCAGACUGAAAGGAAACUGCGUGUGAAAAUUCACCUUUACGGAAACCACCACCCAGUGAGGGCAACGGUGCCUGGCGUGGGAGAGUAAAGGAAUCCAGGGCGUUCAUGCCGCCUGCCCCAACUGCUUAAUAAAUGUUUGCUUGUUGCACUUGACAGCUUAAUAAAUGUUUGCUCGUUGCAUUUGGCAUUGACUUUGUCAACUAUGUUUGAGACAUUGAUCCAACUGCUUGAAUAAGAGAUUUCUGGCAAAUAAGCAAUACAUGACUUACACAAAAUGACUGAGAACGAGGCCUUAAAGGGAUGAGAGGCCUCUGCAGUGCAGGGACACGGGGACACCAGCCUGUGGCCUACUCAGUUUCUCCUGACUUAGAGAAUGAUAUUCAUCCGAAGUUCAAUUUCAGAAAUGAUUCUGAAGCUUUAUAAUGCAUUGCUUCUCCUAGGCUGGAUAAACCAGCUUCACAAAGAUUUCAUAUGCAGAAAGGUGAUCCAGGCUGAACGCGUUUUUCUCUUAAAGGGCGUAUGUCUUUCUUCAUUGUGAUCAGAGAAUCAAAACACAGAGCUGAGUUUUAGUUAAAGUAACGAUUGUGGUGCUGAGAAGCUCAAAUUCAGCAAACCAGCAGCAGACGGAACCCCAGCUCUGUCGCCAGCAGGUGGUGGUCACUGGCCUUUUCACCGUCCUGUGUCUGGGUUUUCUCAUCCGGAAAACAAGGAAGCUGACCGAGGUCAAAGGGCCCCUCCUCUGUCUCACGUCUGAGCAGCUCUGAGGAGGGGCGGGGUGUAAUAUAGGUGACAUCACAGGAGGGACCUUUGAGCCACCGUGUGAUGCCCAGAGCCUACACCCACUUUUUACUUAGAAAUUUCAUGGCAUUUUGGCGUGUUCACUGCUGAGAAUUGCAGCCUUUGCUGCUUGGUCCAUGCACCCCUCCAAGCCCUCCUUGUGGGGCCACUCCUCUCUGGCCUCCCCCGAGGAAGCCCCAUAGGCUGCCAGGUGUGGAGGAUGCACCCUAGACAACCUCCACCCCCCACUCCCGCUCCAUGCCAUGCUCUGGGAGGGUUCAAGGCUUUGCAUGGCUGGAGACUUACACGAUUGGGGGACAGAAAAAGACAAGCAUACUGCUUUUGCAAACAUUACCAAACGCACAAUGAUGUUGUAAGGCUGGGGCCCCUCUGAGGGCCUUGGAAGGAGCCCUGGCAUGUGAGGGCCUGCAGCUUAAGCUUCGUAGGUAGCUUUGGGGUUAAGUCCACACAGCCUUCCCACAGCAAGGAUGGCCUCUGCUAGAUCCCCCACACCCAGCAGUACCCGUACCCAGCAGGUGCUCAAUAAACAGGCGCUGAAGAACGAGCUGCAGUCUCUGCCCACUUAGGUAAGCCCUUUAUUUCCAAGUUUUAUGUGACAUUUACAGCACUGGGACUCCAAUCUCCCUGGGCCGUACAGCCCACACUCAGGCUGUUCAGUGUGCCAGGGAGAUGCAGGAUGCAUACCCAAACCAAGCGGUGGUCCUCAGGGCCACCAUUCAUUCGUGUCACCUGCCAGGUGAACACACUUCGUGGAAGUAAUGGCUGGCCCACCAGGACAAAGGACACCCUCAAGACUCGGGGACACCACACAGCAGCCACUUGUUCAGACAAUGAGACACAGUCCAGUUCCAAGGCCAGAAGCCCAAGCGAAGCAGCCAGGUUAGCCUGAGCAGUGGGCAGCCGGACUGCGUCCCCUCAGCCUCACUAAGUUCGCAGGGUCCAGUAGCAACUGCCGGACUAAAAAAAUCAAAGCAGAUGCCACAGAGGCCCAGGAUCACAGUAAAGACAGAAAAUCCUAAAAGGUAAAGCUACUCCAUAAAACCCUUUCUAGAAAUCUGAGCCCGGUACCAACGAGCAGCAAGCCAACAAUGAGAGUAAAACAUAAAAUUUUAAGACACAUUGUUAAAAGGCAACCACAGGCCUACUGGGAGGCUGCUCCAGAGCCCAAAUGGGGGACACGUAAAAGUGGAAACUACCAUCAUUGAGAAGACAACAUCGUACAAACAGUUCAUUAAAAUUGUUUUGUUAAAAAAAAAACCACACAGCACAUCCGCAACCACCUGCGCGUCAGGG